AUGCACGAGCAGGACGGCGAUGGGGAGCCGGCGCAUCACGCCCGGCGGCCCAUGAACGCCUUCCUUAUAUUCUGCAAACGCCACAGAAGUGUCGUGCGCGACAAGUAUCCUAAUCUUGAGAACAGAUCCAUAACUAAAAUUCUGGGGGAAUGGUGGGCUAACUUGGAAAAAGAAGAGAAAGCUUGCUACACAAGUCUUGCUAAACAGUAUAAAGACGCAUUCUUCAGCGCUAACCCUGACUUCAAGUGGUACAAGUUGCCCGCACCUCCUCUUCGUACUCUCACAUCACGGCCUCGGGAAUCGAAUGAUAAAACUAUCGUGUCCUCCAACAACGAAUAUCAUGAUACUGAAUUAGAGAAAACAAAUAACAACUCCACUAAAGUCGAUCUUAACAAAACACCAUCAGAAAAUGCUGUUAACGCAGAAGCAAAACCGUUAUCGAUGUUCACGCCAGGCAAAUUGGCUGACGAAGCCCAAAUGGGAGGCCUCAGUAGUCUCCUUGCUACCAAGACUGAAAUUCAAACUCCAAAUCCGUACUACUCACCUCCUUCAUUUAAGUUUAACGCGAUCUCAACCCCAAUAGAAAACCGAUCUCGUAAUAUUCUAGAACGGGUCGGCAUUAAAGGCAACAGAGAAGACAAUAUACGUGAGCUUCAGAAUGCUCUCACUGAAACCACUAGGAUAUUUGAAGAAGAUUUUGAUGAAACUGGUCAAAUAUACUACGGGACACCAAAUGAUCAGUUCACAAACCAGGAUGUUAUAGAUCAAAUAGUCGACAAGAGAUACUCGACUGACGACGGGUAUCAAAGAAAUUGGUCGGAUGAUGAGAAAUCGAAAUCCGGAAGGUCAUGCAAAGGAAAAAGGUAUCAGGAGUUCAUGGCAGUGGGUGGACUGAUAGUGAAUAAGAGACAAAGAAGAGAUUUUCCUGACAAGAUGCCAGACGAGGGCUACAGCGCGUCCUGUAGCUGGGAUCCUGGCAGUUCACGUGAAGAGUCUUAUGUCGAAGACGCGAAGCCGAGCUCUGUGAACGACAUCAUUACAGAAAACGAAGCGAAACCUGAAACCGAUGCUACUGAACCAGACAAUAAUGCUAACAAAACAUUUAAGGCUGCCGACUUCGAUUUAGAUGCUAAAAUUAGGGCCUUACCCUCCCUUAGUUUAGAGAAGUUCCAACAAAAGAAACGCGAAAAUAAACGGAAAAAGAAAACGAUCAAUUUGAAACCAAAGGCGCUUGAAUCUUCCCAAAUAAUAAAUUCAGUGCCACGUCCAUUUAUGGAAGACAAACGUGAAAUGGCCGAAAGAUGGCGCGAAAAUGUUAUCGGUAGUCAAAAGAGAAAACCGAGAAAAAUAAGCAUCACAAGACUCGAGAUCAACAGCUUGGUGUCGAAUGAUAUGAAUAGAGCACCUAAAACGAGCCCUGAUAUCAAAAUCGGAACUGAAGCGCCUUGCACUGUGAUCCAAACUAUGGAGAUCUGCAACCAAACGCCACACAACAGCGUCGACCUCCUCGCACUAGCAACCUUAGCCGAAGUUGCUGCUAACACGUCCAAAAUAGAAGACACGACCAUUGCGGAAGGCAUUGCCAAAGCGAACGACAACGCUUCCAUGGUAUAA
Parnassius apollo (apollo) is the source of this 1614-nucleotide messenger RNA. The record is from the annotation of a GenBank genome assembly. Lineage: Eukaryota; Metazoa; Arthropoda; Insecta; Lepidoptera; Papilionidae.